Molecule: messenger RNA, 1380 nt
Organism: Gloeophyllum trabeum ATCC 11539
Lineage: Eukaryota; Fungi; Basidiomycota; Agaricomycetes; Gloeophyllales; Gloeophyllaceae
Exons: 2
Coding region: 1-1380 (459 amino acids)
Source: RefSeq, a predicted model, not a curated record
AUGCCAGGCCCGGGCUACUACAACGAGCCGCCCGUCGUCUACCCGGGCGGCGCGCCCCCCGGCGCGAGCACCUCCAGGUCCACGCGCUUCCGCAAGGCCUGGCACGCCUUCGAGCGCACCUGGCUCGCGCCCGCGCGCGAUGUGCUCGAGGCGCACAAGCACGAACUGCUCCUCUCCCCUUCUUCCGACCCGCCCUUCGACCCGCAGACCGCCGACCCCGAAACCCUGGCAGAGUGGGACGACGAACAGCACCGCGCGCGCGAGGCCGCGAUCCACGCGGCGCAGGACGAGUUCUACGAGCGCGCGCGCGCGGAGUGGGCGGCAAGGCUGGAGGGCGUCGGGCUGCGCUUCGGGGAGUGGGGAUACGCGACGCCGAUGGAGCGCGCGAUCGUGGAGAAGGCGCUCGGCAUGCCCGUGACGAGCAUGAGCCGCAUGGCCAGCCAGCGCUCGAGGCGCGCGAGCGAGCCUUUUGUCAGCCGGACAGUUUCGGGAAGGAGUAGGACUGAUAGCGGGCCUGGUUAUGCGGGCGGUGCGACGCCGAUUCGCGCGAGAGACUAUGCCCAUACCCGAGAGUUUGAAGAAGAAAUAGAACAGGAAGAGGCGGAGUCGCCUCAGACAGAGUAUCAGGAGCAACGGGAUGAGAGGGUGGAAGAAACGGAGCUCCAGCGGACCGAAAGUGCGGGGAUGCAGCGAGGGAACUCCAUCCGACGGCGGUGGGGGACGCUCACGAGGAAACUCAAGCCGGCGCUGAAGAAGCCGACGGUGCAGAUAGACGAGGCGCAGAUGACAGAGCGAGAAGUCCACCGCACGGAGAUCGACAUGGAGGGCGAGCCGGAUGACGAAGCAGAAAGCCCGGCGCCAGGAUUACGGCGCAGAGCGCAGACAACACGAAGGCAACGACGAGCAAGAAUGACGCAGCAAGACCAGGCAGUAGAUUUUCCGUACGAGGACGAGGAUGAAGAUCCGAUGCACCGGCGGCCAUACGUGACGUACCGGAGCCCGGCACCUGCAGAUGUGCAGCCUGUCUUCCCUGAUGAGGAGUACGGAGAGGAGUACGGGACGCCGCCGCCGCCGCCUCCACCGCUACCAGGAGCGCAGGCAGGACGAACACGAUCAGACACGGGCUGGAGCAGGCAGAGCGGACGGAAGAUGGAGUACACGGACUACGUGUCGGAGGAGUCGGGGAUGGAGAGGGAGGAGAGAGAAGAGCGACGGCGGGAGGUGAUGACGGGCGAGAGCGGGAGACGGUGGGGAGGCGGGCGGAGGAAGCUGAGAAAGAGGGUGCGGCCGGCGAAAGAGCCUGAGAGGGGCGUAGUGGCGAACGUACGGAGGAUCGUGGGCAGGUCCAGAAGUCGGACGAGACCGCCCAGCUUGACCUGA